GGAGGAAACACGCGCGAGCGAGCCGACAAGCACCGACAACCGCACGUUGGACAUUACGCGCAGACCUCCGCGGACACCGCCGGACUCCACGCGCUCUACUCCCCGCCGCCGGCGCACAAUGCUCCCGGUGUACCGGCAGCUGGUCCGCCUGCUGCUCGCGCUCAGCAGCCUGCAGCAGCUCGCGGAGGGCUGCUCGUGCGCCCUGUCGCACCCGCAGGACGCCUUCUGCAACUCCGACAUCGUGAUUCGAGCUAAAGUCGUGGGCAAGAAGCUUCUGAGGGACGGACCUUUUGGAACGAUGCGCUACACGGUCAAGCAGAUGAAGAUGUACAAAGGGUUUGACAAAGUGCAGCACGUGCAGCACAUCUACACGGACGCCUCCGAGAGUUUGUGCGGCGUGAAGUUUGACAUCAACAAGUACCAGUACCUGAUCACAGGUCGGGUGUACGAUGGCAAGGUCUACACGGGCCUGUGCAACUUCAACGAGCGGUGGGAGCGCCUCUCGCUGGCCCAGAAGAAGGGCAUCAACCACCGCUACCAGCUGGGCUGCAACUGCAGGAUCAAGCCGUGCCACUACCUGCCCUGCUUCGUCACCUCCAAGAACGAGUGCCUCUGGACGGACAUGCUGUCCCACUUUGGCUACCCCGGCUACCAGGCCCGGCACUACGCCUGCAUCGAGCAGAAGGAGGGCUACUGCAGCUGGUACCGGGGCAUGGCGUCCCGCGACAAGAAGAACGCCAUCAACGCCACCGACCCCUGAACGUCGACCCCCCCCCCCCGAGCCUAAAGACCCGACUCCGCCCCAUCGCUCCUCGAGAGCUCCGGGACUCUUUGGGCUCAUUCGACUGGGCGAACGCCUCUUUCAACGCGGUAAAACACCACCUCCAUGACAGUGCCUGCUUCGUAGCACUUCUGAUAGAAAACAAAGCCUUUUUGUUGUUGUUGUGCAGCUCGCCCCGUUGAACGACUCGGUUCACGUGCGACAACAGAGACAUUUAUAAGAAUGUGAUCAACCUCUAUUGGACCCUGAGAGUUGAUGAACUCAAAGUAUCUAUGAGCAUCGUCCGUGUUCAUUAGCCACCUGCGAUGAGGCAGUUUAUCUUCUUUUUUUAAAGCAAGGACGAUCAGAACUAAAGGCCAUGAACUAUCGGAUGCAUUGUAAUCAAUGAAAGUGAUAUGAAAGUACAGCCAAUGAUCAAUAUGUCAAUUAGAGAUGAGACGUUGUUGCUACUGAACUUCUCUUGCUAGCGUUCGACUCGAGUCGACGAUACAGAUCGAGUGCCAAUGAGGUAUGAUCUCUGAGAAUUAUACCUCUUUAUCUUUGACUCUAUAUAUAUGGUAUUGUUUUACAGUAAAGUAUAUGUAGAGCAGUGUGGAACAUCAGAUAAAUGAUCAAAACAUAACGUGUUACAGGGAAGAGCUCACUUCUCUGGAGAGAUGGCGAUAUUUUUUUACUUAAUUUUUUGCUGUAUAUAACAUAAGCUACAGAAAUGAACUAUCAACUCCACUGAAACCUCUGUACUGCAUUUAUUUAUAUGUUUAUUGGAGUACACAGUAACUAUGUGGUAUUAUCUGCAACGACAAAAAAGAAAAAAUAUAGAUAUAUAUACUCGUCAAAACUACAACUCAGUCCAGUAUGAAGGACCAGCAUCUCCACUGGUAGAGUAGAUAUGGAACUUUUAUUGUUCGCUCAUCAUCGACCCUGACUUGUCCUCUUCCCCAUCCAAUGACAGACCAGUAGAAGCAGAGGUUUCAGACAUUGACAUAUUUUGAACGUCUAUAUUCAACUUUUGUAUGUAACUAUUUCAAAUGGACAUAUAUAUAUAUAAAUAUAUUUUUAUAUAUAUAAAGAUAUGUGUAUAUAUUUAUAUGUAUUUAUAUAAAUAUAUAUAUAAAUAUUUAUAUGUAUUAAUAUAAAUAUAUAUAUAAAUAUUGAUAGAUAGAUUUAUAUAUAUAUAUAUGAUAUCAAUGAAAAGUAACAAUAUUGUCACUAAAUUCAUUCUUCAAGGUUUUUCUUGUUUCCUCUGGUGCUGUACCUUCAGUCCAUUCCAUGAACACUUCAGCCCGACAUCAGUAACACGCUAAGAAGCUCAAAAGAGAAGUUCGACAUUUCUGUGAAAUAUGCCUUUAUUGUUUCUUGCUUAUGAGUCAGUUUGUCUAAAUGCUAAGCUACGCUAACUAUCUCGUGGCUGUGGCUUCGUAUUUAUUGUGAGAGGGAUAGAGGAACUGAUAUCCAUCAGCAAGAAAGCCACUCGGCUUAUUUCCCACAACAACAAAAAAUAUAUAUACAUAGAAGAAAAUAAUAAUAAUCUCAAUUCAUUCAUUUCCAUUCCAAAAUGACAAAACUGUGGCGCUUUUCCCUUCGUUUCUUCCUGUGAGAACAGAAGUUAAACUCUAAAGCUUCAGUCAGAGGAGGCAGACGGAUGCUCAACAAAACGCCUGAUAAGUGAUAAUUAAAUCAUUUUAUUUCAGCGAUAUUUAACUGCUCCGUUCAAAUCUGCCCACGGUUUGUUUGCGUUUUCUGAACAUUCUUCAGCCCGUCAUCCUUCUCUUGAUAACGGAUCUUUGGCGUGAGUGAGCGCCACGCAGAGAGUUGUGAUCAGCUAUCAUGUUGUUUCUUUAAGAGGCUACGAUCAGUUAAUGAAGAUGAAGAAGAAGCGCGUCCUGCGUGUUCCUGCGUGUGGACGAGGCGCUCGGCUCCAGAGCUUCCUGUCUGUAAAUAUUCUGUCUGCUUCACACAAACACUCACACGUCAUCCUGAGGAGAAAUACCACCGAGGAAGAAGUGUGUGUGUAGGGGGGAGGGGGGGGGGUCCUUGUAGGGGUAAUAGAAAUGUGUGACUUCUGUGUUUUAUAUUUUUAUAAUAAAGAUUUUAUGAAAAUGUG
Messenger RNA from Pseudoliparis swirei, 2885 nucleotides. Its product is annotated as metalloproteinase inhibitor 3. The coding region runs from base 119 to 760 and encodes 213 amino acids. NCBI's taxonomy places the organism in Eukaryota, Metazoa, Chordata, Actinopteri, Perciformes, Liparidae. Gene Ontology annotation, molecular function: metalloendopeptidase inhibitor activity; protease binding. Gene Ontology annotation, biological process: negative regulation of membrane protein ectodomain proteolysis; negative regulation of endopeptidase activity. Gene Ontology annotation, cellular component: extracellular matrix. The record is from RefSeq and is a predicted model, not a curated record. The transcript has 5 exons.